Molecule: messenger RNA, 921 nt
Organism: Seminavis robusta
Lineage: Eukaryota; Bacillariophyta; Bacillariophyceae; Naviculales; Naviculaceae
Source: the annotation of a GenBank genome assembly
AUGCCAUUCAACUGCAACAUCAACCAGGCAAUCUCGAUCAGAAAAGCUGCCACUGGAGAUUGGGUCGCAUUUGGAGAUAUCAAGAACACCCACUGGGGAGCAGACAUUGAAAACAGGUUCAAGGCGCACUUUACCAUUUGGAUUGCCUCAGACAGCAUUGGCAGAAAUCUCAGGACACUCAAAGAGCAUCUUCCUUUGUCAGGAUACCUCAAAACGGUCAACAUUCAGAUGAGACCACACAAUCUACGAGAAAGUGUUAGUAAGUCGGUAGGAUUCCUUUUGGGUGCUAACCCAGAGAGAACUUACCGCAUUGGAGUUGCUGCUGACAUGGAAGCACAUUUGAAGACCCAUAUGGGCAACAAGGUGCCACCUUUCAAUAUUCAACGCACAACUGUACGCUGUGAAACCACCAGGUCUGACACAGUGUCCAUGUUUGUUGGUGAAAAAGACUUAAACAGAGUAACAGAGAUUCUCAAGAAACAUCCCUUCAAAGGACCCCAGAUCAUCUUCAGUGAUACCAAAUCCAACAAGGAAGACUUCGAGAAAAACCUUAAGGUCAACAAUGAAAUCAUCAAAAGGUGUGGAGCGGUGAAAGUGAUUGGAGCAAACGGUGACAUCAUUGAAGCACUGAAAACUGUGGCAGAACAAAACAAAGCUCUCAACAUCAUCCACAUCUCGACCACAAGUCACACCAAGGACAUUGGAACAAAAAGGAUGAAGUGCAUCAGUUCAUACAGCAGUCAAUCCAGAAUCAUUGCACUAACAAUCCCGACAUCCAAGCACCAAUCUUUGUUCCCCUUAGUCGGGAUGACCGCACCGUGCAGACCCAACAAACCAGAGCAACAAAGGCAACCACAAUCACCAAAUUCGACUUUCUUCUGUCAUCGGCAGUUUCAGAUCAACCCCAACAAAAUCCCAUGA